Molecule: messenger RNA, 1452 nt
Organism: Macadamia integrifolia
Lineage: Eukaryota; Viridiplantae; Streptophyta; Magnoliopsida; Proteales; Proteaceae
Exons: 5
Coding region: 237-869 (210 amino acids)
Biological process (GO): protein import into mitochondrial matrix; protein stabilization; protein folding
Cellular component (GO): mitochondrion
Molecular function (GO): zinc ion binding; protein-folding chaperone binding
Source: RefSeq, a predicted model, not a curated record
CUGGUAUUGGUUGCCGUUCCCGUUUUAACUAACAAUGGUUCCGAGUAGAUAGGACGACCCUUCUCUUUAUUACCAUGCCAACUAAAUGAAAGAAAACCACCCGUAAUCUCAAAAUACUUCCAACUGACAGCCGUGAACCAGACUACUAGUGCGGUUCUCUCUUCAAAAUUCUCAUAAGACCUUCCGAAAGUACAGAGGAGACACAGAGACAUCUCAAAGCCCAGGGCGAGGGCGAGAUGGAAACCCUAAGCGCUUCUGCGACGGUCAUGCCUUCUUCUCCCUUAUCAAUCUUCUCUCCAAUGCGGAAUUUGUCCACAAGACAUCUUCGUUUCGCGAUCCCCUGCAAAAGUUUCGAGAACGAUGCCGAUAUCGGAUCCAAUUCAAACGUCAUUAAAAUCGUUCCUGUUCGCAACGAUCGAGUCUCCUUUUCCCCUCUUUCUAAGGAUGAGGCUAUGGGUUUGGUUCUGAGUGCGGCAAAUAGCAGGGGUUGGACGACUGGUUCAGGGAUGGAAGGACCCUCUGUUCCUGCUGGAUUUGAAAACGAAUCUAGCACAGAGAGGAUCUCCACCUUCCCUUGGUCCCUCUUCACCAAAUCGCCUCGUCGGAGGAUGCGUAUGGCCUUCACCUGCAACGUCUGUGGACAGAGAACCACUCGUGCCAUCAAUCCCCAUGCUUACACUGAUGGAACUGUCUUCGUGCAGUGCUGCAGAUGCAAUGUAUUUCAUAAGCUGGUCGAUAAUCUUAAUCUGUUCCACGACAUGAAGUGCUAUGUGAACCCAAGUUUCCGUUACAGAGAACCGGGUGGAGAGGUUGAUUUCAAGUUUCUGGACAUGGGUGACCGGGAUGAUGAUAUCUUCCCCAUCUUAUGAAGCGAAAGUUCAGAUUCAUGCGGUUACCUUGAGUUGUAGCAGGCACUGUAGAGAUUCAUUUGCGGCUUAUGGGGAUUCAACAGUGAUGAAUUGAGGUAAUUAACUUCAAUAAUUUUCUUUCUUUCAGAAAGAGAAAGGUGGGGUUUUUUUUCUGCCGGGGUCGCGGAUGAAGAUUUGGUGCGGAGCCACCCACCGCAGCUUCUGCCUGCUGUUGUUAGUGUUAUAAUCACCCAGCUAGGGUCGCAGAUGAACUGAUGGUGAUAAUAUGUAAGGAUUUGGAAGGGUAAAAAUGAGCUCUUUUUAGAGUUUUAAGUAGAAGGGUAAAAAUGUCAUUUUUCACUUUUUGUUAACUGUGUUACAAAUUAGGGGUGCGGUGGAUAUUAUUUUCAUUUUUAGGGGUCACUCCAAGUUAUUUUCAAUUUUAGGGGUGGUACUAGAUAAUUUCCCAAAUUUUAUGAUAAAAGUAUGUUUUCCAAAUUCAACUAGUUUUUUAUCAUCAACAUUGUAAGUUGGGCACUUUAAGUGAUAGAUGAGAGGAUCACUUGAAACAUAAAAUUCAGUUGAACCUUACAGGCUUUCCAUC